AUGCGUGUCACCUUGUCAGCUUGUCUGGCUAUUGCAUGGUUCGCGGGAGGAGCGUUUUCAGCUAUUUUACCUCGAGGAUGGCCAACCAAUGAUCAUGGACUUGGACGUGAGGCCCUGUUAACCCCGCGGGUCCAUGAUCCUACCCUGCGUAUGACGAAAGCUGCAUUCGCUCCCUUCCAGAAUUUUACUGGUUCUACUCAGGCUGUUACUAGCACUCUUCCAUUCACGGCCAGCAUUCUUGAUGAAACCACAUUCUUAACCACUAGUGCUGCGCCCUCCACCAGCACCAUCUCUUUGGUCGAAAAUUGUUAUGUCAUAGCAGAUAAAGUUGUUACUGGGAGCGAGACAAUCACCCCCAUUUUCAAGACCCCCAUGGCUAGCGAGCCUAGUUGUUCUGUUGCAAACACUGUCACUGUCACUAUCACUGAGAUUCUCUCUCGUACUAUGGAAAGCUUCACACCAGCUUCUUCAACUACCAAACAGCCAACUUUGACCACUCCCACAGCCAGUGAGCCAAGUCCUACGGUUGGGUCUAUCAUAAGCAUCCCAAGCUCAAUCAAAGCUCAGGUAACUAAAUCUGCAACAGCGUUUCAUUCGAUUGGACUAGGUUCUGGCGGAUGGAAUGCCUCCACAUUUGUCACUACAUUGACAGGUGAAGCUGUCAAAGCUGGCAUGGCCGGAUACGAAAUGCAACACGUUACAACUAAAUCCUCUACCCUGUCGAAACAGUCACAGGUGCAUGAACGUUGGAUUAGAGAUACAGUGACCGCGACAAUAAACGGGAAAGUAGUAUCGUGGAAGAACGAGCGGAAUGGGGAACAGCUGUCGUCACUUGUUUCUACCAAAUCUACAGCCCCCAUUCAAACUUCUGGUACGCUCACCUCCAAGGUCACAGCUGGUGCAACUCCUACCUCGUGCGGAGAGACUGGUUUCUUCAAAAUUAGCUUUGAUGACCUUCCGGUAUACUCGCCUGGCAAAAACCAAACAGCUGCGUUCCCGCCUAUUUUCAGCCCAUACCACCACUUUUUUUUCUCUAGUGGUUGGUCAUAUGGGCCCCCUUCAGCCGGGCCGUUUGCCCCAGUAUCGUAUCCUCACAUUGGCAUACAUGUCCCAACAAAACGGAAUGGAGGGAAAACUCAAUCCAAGGGGAUAUUUGGUGGAGGGUCCCGUGCUUCUCAGAGACUCUUUUGGUUUGAUGCCUUUAGUGCUGAAGUCGGCUGCGACAAUGGGAACAGCACGCAUACCUGUGAGCUCACUAUACAGGGGCUAAAGUACUCUGCAGAAUCCGGCACCGAGGUUCGUGCUGGAAUAACUAAAUUUGCAAUUCCUCCCUGCCACGAAUCUAAGCACUGUACCUUGACCGAUGUCCUCUUCGGGGAUGGCUUCAAUGGACUAUCAGGGAUUGAGAUUGAAGCACAGGUGGCUGGAAGAGCUGUCAUGUGGUACAUUGAUGACAUCCUGCUCAGAUGGCAUGACGAUACUUGCGCUGCUGGUAUCAAACGCCAACGUUCGCGCUUCUAA
This is a messenger RNA of Nannizzia gypsea CBS 118893, 1521 nucleotides long. RefSeq lists its product as hypothetical. Bases 1 to 1521 code for a protein of 506 amino acids. The record is from RefSeq and is a predicted model, not a curated record. The transcript is spliced from 4 exons. NCBI's taxonomy places the organism in Eukaryota, Fungi, Ascomycota, Eurotiomycetes, Onygenales, Arthrodermataceae.